Messenger RNA from Debaryomyces tyrocola, 1545 nucleotides. The record is from the annotation of a GenBank genome assembly. NCBI's taxonomy places the organism in Eukaryota, Fungi, Ascomycota, Pichiomycetes, Serinales, Debaryomycetaceae.
AUGACUAUGGCGGAAAAUACUCCGAAACCAUCAGAAAAUGACAAUAAACACGGUGGUGACAAGGCCGUAGAUAAGAGCCACGAUAAACAUGAAGGAGAAAAAUGGGAAUCUACGUCGGCAGAGAUGUCGACAUCGCCUUCUAAACCUGACGGAACGAACUCGAAGAAGCAUUUGUUGUCGACGUCGUCUCGUGAGGGAAUACAAGUAGCGUCAAAGAUUACUCCGACACGGUUGGCGAAUUUGUUGAUACGGAAGGGACCGCUUCCAAUUAGACAUAUAACGAGUCAAUUAUCGAUAGAGGUGCAUGGUUUUGAAAUGCUCUCUUUAUCGAAGCAGCGGAGGUUGAUUAUGGCUGCAAUGGAACAGGUGGACCCUGAAAAUAACGUUGUUUUUGAGAAAAUCGGGUGGGGUCAAUGGGCGGUACGGAAGGUGGACAGUGAUUAUAUUGUGACUGAGGGAACAGAGAAAUUAGAGGAAGAGGGAGAGAAGAAGCAGAUCAAUGUGCACGAGUUGCGAAACCAGACUGGUUUGAAGCUAGGGUGGUCGAAGAAGCAGCAAGAAGAUAAGAUGAGAAGAGAGUCGAUCACCAAUCGACAGGCAAAUUUGCACAACUUGAAGUUACCCAAUGAACAAAUGGGAGAUAUGUCGGCCGCAAUUGAGCUGGACUCGGAGAGUGAUUAUGCAUUAUCUGAAAUUGAUGACGAUGCGGAUAUAGAUGUGGACGACGAUAGUGACGACAACGAGGAUGAUGACGACGAGCUUUUCACGUUCGAUCAAGACGACGAUUCAAAAUACAAGACAUUCAAACAUACAAAGUCGCCCCCAAUUAAGUUUGCCAAUAGGGUGCCCUUGAAAUUCAGUCCACCUCCGGGUGGUGCGUCGCGUAGAAAGUCUUCGUCUUCCAACAACGCUUCUAUUUCGAAGCACACUCAAUCUUAUCCGCAUGGUCAUAGAAAUAUAUUCAAUAGAUCCAGAUUAAACUCGAUAGAAAAUUUUGACAAUUACAUUCUUUCGUCUGCAAAAAACUCGAAUGUUUCCAUCAACUCCCCUCCGCCACCGGUUACAACUACUAUUUCGAGUCUGCCACUCGCGUCGUGGAAUUCGAGCUACAUCCAAAAUAACGUUACCACUUCUCCAGAAGGCAUUGAUAGUAUUGCAACCGCGAUGACCGGUGGUAGAAAGUCGUCCUUCAACGAGUCGCAUCUUAGAUCUACGCUUUCAUCUUCGCUCCCAAGAAAUUCACCUCACACAAACUCACACUUCCAUUCCCAAUCGAAUUUACACCCUAGCAGUGCAGCUCAGUCCCCGCCUACAAAUUCAGGUUCUGGUAAGCCCGUAGCCAACCGACGCCAAAAACAAAAGGAAAAUAUAAGUGACACUGACGAAGAAGACUGGGCAACUAUUGGAGCUGAAUCUUUACGCAAAAGUCACCAAAAGAAAAAAAAUGAUCCGGAAUCAAUUGAAAAUGGCCACAAAUCUACAGACAAGGAUCAAGCUGAUGAAAGAGCUGCCGCUUUCGCAUUGGUUGAUCUAAUGUCUGUUUAA